AUUUAUCAUCUCCCGAUAAUAUGGGCUAUUACAGGCAGCCAAUCCUCCUUCAUUUUGCGUCCUGCUUUCCUCCGUGAAUCUCCAUCAGUGACCGAUCAAGGAAUUUAACAAUGCAAAUGGCAACUUCUCUAUGCUUCUUCACUCUUCUGCUGUUCCUUGAGACCAUCUCUUUCUUUCACCUCCAGGUGAUUGCUGCAGCACCAGAUUCCAAGCCGAAGCUUAAUUCUAGGAUCCUUCAGGACUCGAUAAUUAAAAAGAUCAAUGAAGACCCCAAUGCUGGAUGGGAAGCUGCCAUGAAUCCUCAAUUUUCCAAUUACACUGUUGGUCAAUUCAAGUAUAUCCUUGGAGUCAAGCCAACUCCCAAAAAAGAAUUGAGGGGUGUUCCUGUUAUGAGUCAUCCAAAAUCCUUAAAGUUGCCAAAAGAAUUUGAUGCAAGAAAAGCUUGGCGGCAAUGUAGCACCAUUGGAAGAAUUCUAGGUCAGUUGUUUACUUGGUUCUUUAUUUUUCCUGAUUUUUUCCCCUUUUAUCAAGGUGCUGACGCUUUCCUCAAUAUGUGGCAAUGCUGGAUCAAUUUCCUAAUAAAAGAUCAGGGUCAUUGUGGAUCUUGUUGGGCGUUUGGUGCUGUUGAAUCACUAUCUGAUCGCUUUUGCAUCCAUUUUGACCUGAACAUAUCUUUGUCUGUCAAUGAUCUCUUGGCAUGCUGUGGUUUUUUGUGUGGAGAUGGUUGUAAUGGAGGGUAUCCUAUCUAUGCAUGGAGAUACUUUGUCCACCAUGGUGUUGUCACAGAAGAGUGUGACCCAUACUUCGAUGAUAUUGGCUGUUCCCACCCGGGUUGUACCCCUGAAUUUCCUACUCCAAAGUGUGUAAGAAAGUGCAUCAACAAGAACCAGCUCUGGAGACGGUCAAAGCAUUACGGUGUCAAUGCAUAUAGAAUUAGUUCUGAUCCUCACGAUAUUAUGGCAGAAGUUUAUAAAAAUGGACCAGUAGAGGUUGAUUUCACUGUUUAUGAGGACUUUGCUCACUAUAGAUCUGGAGUUUAUAAGCACAUUACUGGUAAUGUAAUGGGAGGCCAUGCAGUUAAGCUUAUUGGGUGGGGGACUUCUGAUGAUGGAGAGGAUUAUUGGCUUCUUGCGAACCAGUGGAAUAGAGGCUGGGGCGAUGACGGUUACUUCAAGAUGAGGAGAGGAAAAAAUGAGUGUGGCAUUGAAGGGAACGUGGUUGCUGGUUUGCCUUCAGCCAGAAAUGUUCAUCUUGUUAGAGAGGUUGCUGGCGUGGAUGCUCUUGGGGAUGUAUCUGCUUGAUAGAAUAUCAAUAUACCACAAGUUCUGUAAUUUAUGCUUUGCAGAGAUAAAUUAUGGACAUUUAUCCGGAAUAGAGAGAAACCAGAUUACAAAUCCAUGUUACAUUAUUGUUUGUAUCAACAAGACAUUUAUUGUUCAUGUAAGAAGGGCAGUUUGUAAAAUAUUGUAUGGCUCAUUCUUCACAUGUCUAAUGUAUGAUUGUUGUUAGUAUCAACAAGACAUUUAUUAUUGUUCAUGUAAGAAGGGCAGUUUGUAACUA
Messenger RNA from Hevea brasiliensis (rubber tree), 1560 nucleotides. Its product is annotated as cathepsin B-like protease 2. NCBI's taxonomy places the organism in Eukaryota, Viridiplantae, Streptophyta, Magnoliopsida, Malpighiales, Euphorbiaceae. The transcript is spliced from 10 exons. Bases 111 to 1301 code for a protein of 396 amino acids. Gene Ontology annotation, molecular function: cysteine-type endopeptidase activity. The record is from RefSeq and is a predicted model, not a curated record. Gene Ontology annotation, cellular component: lysosome. Gene Ontology annotation, biological process: regulation of catalytic activity.